AUGGGCGUUGCUGCAGUGGACCUUUCUCGUCUGCAAGGAAGCCCCGCCGAGCGAGAGGCCGUUCUCCUCGCUUUUCUCGAAUCGUGCGCAUCUCAUGGUUUCGUUAAAAUAAUUGGCCAUGGAAUUCCGGAGGAAAAUUUGAAAGAGCUCUUUCGUUGGACCAAAGAAUUCUUCGAGUUCCCGGCCUCGGUGAAACAAACAGCACCUCGUCCGCUUGUUGGGCCAAAUCGCGGAUAUAUUGCGGUCGGAGGAGAAAAACUCUCUGGAAUCUCGGGUUAUAUGAAAGGAGUGCGAAAUCCGAUUAUGCGAAAUGAUGUCAAGUUCAAUAUCUCAUCUCCGAAGGAAUCAUUCGAUGCAGGCCCCGAGCAUGACAAGAUCCACCCCACCCCUUGGCCUGUAGGUCCACGCUGUGAGGAAUUCAGGGUGUUUAUGGAGGCAUUCCUGUUGAAAUGCUUAGCGGUGCAUAAUGACCUUCUGCAGCUUCUGGAAGAGGCCUUGCAUUUGAGUCCUAAUGACCUGACCUCUCGCUGCUCUGCUGGAAACAGUGAGCUGCGCAUCACACACUACCCACCUGUCCCGAUCGCGCAGUUGAGAACAGGGUCCACAUAUCGUAUUUCUGAGCACACUGAUGUUGGAAUUCUCACAUUGCUCUUCCAAGACACGGUGGGCGGACUCGAGAUCGAGGGACAAACCAAGUCCUCGGAGUUUAUCCCAAUCGAAAGUUCAAAUCUCAAUGAGAUGGUAGUCAAUUGCGGCGACACCUUGCAGCGAUGGACAGCGAAUUAUCUUCGUUCUGCAAACCAUCGUGUGACAUACCCGCCAGGGUUGCAGGACGCAGAGGCUUUGGUUCCAGCUCGAUACUCGGUGGGAUUCUUUGGUAAGGCGAACAUGUCCGCUUCUAUGGCCGCACUGCCAGAAUUUUCAUCACGUUUAGAGGGUGGAGUGGAUAUGGAUGAGAAGACCGCCCAGGAGUAUUAUAACUACAUGCACGAAAGAACGGUUGCUGCAUAA
Messenger RNA from Penicillium manginii, 1011 nucleotides. RefSeq lists its product as uncharacterized. Gene Ontology annotation, molecular function: dioxygenase activity. The record is from RefSeq and is a predicted model, not a curated record. The coding region runs from base 1 to 1011 and encodes 336 amino acids. The transcript has 3 exons. Lineage: Eukaryota; Fungi; Ascomycota; Eurotiomycetes; Eurotiales; Aspergillaceae.